AAUGGAGGCUAAAUCCAAAAAACCCUUUUCUCCUAAAGGUGGAAAGAAGCUUUCACAGAAAGGGAAAGAUUCCAUGGGGACCAAACUUGGUGGAAAGCCAGGUGGUAAAAAGCCCUUCAAACCGUACAACAACACAGAGAAGAAGGGCAAACCGUGGAAGGGUGGAGAAGGUGGCAAGAAAGAACACAAAUCAGCUUUCUCCAAAGCCGGGACGGGCCAGCAGAAGAGGAAACUGCCAUUUAAAGCGAAAAAUGAAGAAGACGAGGGCGAAGGUCCGGCUAAGAAGAUGAAGAAAGGCGAGUUGAAGACGGAGGAGCUGACGGAGGAGGAGCUGAAGAAGAACAGGCAGCAGAUUAAGAAGGACCUGAAGAAUAGCAGACAGCAUGCGGAGAGGAAGGACAUGUUCGAUGUCAUCUGUCAGUGCAAACGAAUGUGGGGAGACCUCAGGAGGAAGAAGUGUGACAAAGAGUUGAAGACGAAACUGAUGAAGGACCUUCAUGAUCUGAUGCGCGGGAAGAUCAAACAGAUGGCGUUUGCUCACGACUCAGUGCGAGUGCUGCAGUGUUUCACUCAGUUCGGCAACCACGAGCAGAGACAGGAAGUGUUUGAGGAGCUCAAAGGUGACAUCAUCGACCUGUGUAAGUCGCAGUACGGCAAACACGUGGUGAAAAAAAUGCUGAUGUACGGGAACAAGGAGCUGGUGGCGUCUGUGAUACAAACAUUUAAAGGUCACGUGCGGCCGAUGCUUCGCCAUGCCGCCGCCUCGUCCAUCAUCGAAUACGCCUACAACGACAAAGCCGUGCUCGCACAGAGACUCAUGCUCACUGAGGGACUUUACGGGAACACCUUCACUGUCUGCAAGUCGGGAGUGUGCAACACCAUCGAGAAAGUUGCGGAGGCGAACCCGGAUAAGCUGAACAACAUCAUCGACGAGAUGAAGCAGAUUCUCACACCCAUGGCCCAGAAAGAACAAGUCAUCAAACACUCUCUGGUCCACAAAGUCUUCCUGGACUACUUCCUGUUUGCACCAGACAAACCGAGAACGGAGAUGAUCGAGUCGAUCAGAGAAGCUGUCGUCUACAUGGCUCACACACACGACGGAGCACGGGUGGCAAUGCACUGCCUGUGGUUCGGGACCGCCAAGGACAGAAAAGUCAUAAUCAAAACUAUGAAGACCUUCAUGGUGAAGUUUGCCACGGGAGAGUUCGGUCACCUAGUUCUUCUGGCCAUGUUCGACUGUGUGGACGACACCAAGCUGGUCAAACAAGCCGUGCUCUCAGAGAUCUUGUUGUCUCUGGAUGAGGUCAUCGGUAAUAAAUACGGUAAGAAGGUUUUGUUGUACCUGCUGAGCCCCAGAGACCCCGCUCACCUGCUGCCGGAGAUCAUCAAGGUGCUGGAGCGAGGAGACGGAAACACACACAGUAAAAAGGACAUGGGGAUUCGGAGGAAGGAGCUGCUGGAAGUCGUCUCCCCCACGCUACUGGAGCAUCUCCGUGACAACGCUACUUUCAUGGUGAUGGACAAGGCGUCCAGCGUCACCAUCAGUGACAUCCUGGCGUCUGCCUGCGGGGACCUGCGGCCUGCUAUGACUGCCGUGGCUCAGCUGGCCAAUCAUGAGUUGGUGCCAGGAGGGAUCGACGGACAGCUUCACAUGGCGGAGCAUCCAGCAGGACACCUGGUGCUGAAAUGGCUCCUGGAGCAGGACAUGACACUGGCAGAGGCCGGCAAGGAAGAGCGGUUUGGCAGGAUACUGCUGGACACCGUGGGAACAGAAACACUGAAGAGCUGGGUCAAAGUCAACAGAGGAGCAAUGGUGCUCUGCAGCCUCCUAAACAGCUAUGACAAGUCUGUGGCUGCAGAGGUGAAGGCAGCGCUGGAGUCCAUCAAAUCAGAGCUCGGCAGCAUCGGCAACAACAAAGGAGCUGAAAUCCUGCUGGAGAAUCUGAACAAGUAGAGACUUUUUUUAUUCCAAACAGACUGGUGAUGUUAAACGCAUCACUUCCCGCGCAGCAGUGCCUCUUUUCCCAGAAAUCUCCAACAAGACUUUGUGGCUGAGAUUUCAGGAAGUGGAUACAACCCGGAACACUGUCCGUCCCUAAUGGACAAGAAUUUGUGUGGAAAUGUUGGCAAUGAAAUAAAAGGUGUUUGGAGGACGAGGCGAUGCUAUAGGUUGAAAUACACACAUGUCACUUAUGUAGACGUAACCUAAAUGUACAACACAUAACAUACUUUGCCAUUUUCUUCCAUCACUGGCUGCCUGUCAAUGAAUCUUAUGUGGUAAAAUAACAACAUUGCCAUUUGAGACUCUCGAGGCUUUUAAAGUCUGUAGGACGUGUCGAGUUUCAUUGACAGUAGCCUAACACCAAAUGGAAAAAAAUGAUCUACAGUUGAAGAAUAGAAACUCAGCAGCCAACUGGUGAAUAUGACAACAUCCUGUGCCGUUGGAUUUAGCACUGACAAACUGUCCCUGUGGCUUUAAACUAACCUGGACGAAGACAUCUGUAAGGCCACACCACCUAAAGUGAACUGGUCCUUUUAACACCCCUGACUGUUUGUGCCAUCCUGUUUCAGAUUUUUUUACUAGGAGUGAUAAUUGUAUUUGCCGAAAAGAAAAUUACUUUGCAAAAAUAAAGAUUGUAUCUCAUA
This is a messenger RNA of Cottoperca gobio, 2646 nucleotides long. RefSeq names its product pumilio RNA-binding family member 3 (gene pum3). Gene Ontology annotation, molecular function: mRNA binding. The record is from RefSeq and is a predicted model, not a curated record. Lineage: Eukaryota; Metazoa; Chordata; Actinopteri; Perciformes; Bovichtidae. Gene Ontology annotation, biological process: regulation of translation. Gene Ontology annotation, cellular component: nucleolus. The transcript has 17 exons. The coding region runs from base 2 to 1954 and encodes 650 amino acids.